Messenger RNA from Vigna unguiculata (cowpea), 984 nucleotides. RefSeq names its product gibberellin-regulated protein 13-like. NCBI's taxonomy places the organism in Eukaryota, Viridiplantae, Streptophyta, Magnoliopsida, Fabales, Fabaceae. The record is from RefSeq and is a predicted model, not a curated record.
UUGCUUUUUCCAUCUAAAACAAAAAGAUAAUUUUAUUACAUGUAGUGCCUCAUUUCAUCUAUAAAAUAGACUCUGAAUACCUCACUUGAGACAACUUCUCACUAUUUCUUCUUCUCUCAGUUUCCUUUUGUGAGGUUCAUUUUGAGCAAUGGGAAGAAAGCUAAGCAUCGUUGUGAUCUUCUUUGUUCAAAUGCUGCUUCUUGUUGUAGAAAACCAUGCUGAGAUUGUUGUGUCCACGGUUGAAGCUCCAGCUCCACAACCUCACAAAAACACCACCCACUUUGCUCCACCUCCUCAGCCUAACAAAAACACCACACACUUUCCCAAUCGUGGCAUCACUGAAGGCAGUCUUAAACCACAAGAAUGUGGUCCACGUUGCAGAGGUAGAUGUUCAAAUACGCAAUACAAGAAACCGUGUCUGUUUUUCUGCCAGAAGUGUUGUGCGAAGUGCUUGUGUGUGCCUCCUGGAACUUAUGGCAACAAGCAGGUUUGCCCUUGCUACAACAACUGGAAGACCAAAAGAGGAGGACCCAAAUGCCCCUGAAGCUUCAAAAUUUCAUCAAUGAACUAUGUGUUUGGUUUUAGUGGCUUCACUACUUUCUUUCAAACGAAAGAGCUUAAACUCGUGUUUGGACAUUUUAGAAUGCAGAACAACCUUUAAGUGUUGAUGCCUUUGUAGUUCCAUGUAUUUAUGUAGCUACCAGACUGAAACUAUGUACCUUAAUUUAAUAAUGUUUGUCUUUGCGUGCUUUGUUCUGCUUCAGGGAAUAAGACAGAACACCUUCUGCAUAGAAUUUGUAGUCAAAUUCCUUGCUAGAAAUAGGUAUACAAGACACAAGAAAGACACACUAUGCAAAUGUGUGUCUUCUGGUUAUGGAAAUUUAAGUAGAACGUUAUUCCUUAGCAUUAUGAUGGAGAACGUUGUUAGUUAAAAAACAUAAAAGUAUUAAUAUAUAUUUAUUGGGUGAUGCUUAUUCUAUAUCA